UCCUAUUUUUUUAUAUAUAGAAAAAAAACAUUUUUUUGCAAAAGAAAUAAAAAGAGGACAAUCGAUAUUGCCUUGGGUGCCUGCCUCGCUGCAUGCCUGCCUGUGCCUUGAAGAUGCUCGUGACCCAAGUUUUGCUCCUGUGCCUCUGCCUGGGGCUAUCCCAAGGGCUGGGCUCCUUUGUGCACUGUGAACUUUGUGAUGAAAAAGCCCUUUCCAUGUGCCCUCCCAGCCCGGUGGGCUGCGAGCUGGUGAAGGAGCCCGGCUGUGGAUGCUGCAUGACCUGCGCCCUGGCUGAAGGGCAGUCUUGCGGGGUGUACACCGAGCGCUGUGCCCAGGGCAUGCGCUGCCUGCCGCGCCAAGGUGAGGAGAAGCCCUUGCACGCCCUGCUGCACGGCCGAGGGGUCUGCCUCAACGAGAAGAGCUACAGGGAGCAAGCCAAGAACGAAAGAGAAUCCCGAGAGCAUGAGGACCCAACCACUUCAGAGAUGGCAGAGGAGACCUACCCUUCCAAACCGCACAGGAACAAGGGACACGUGCGCCUCUCUGAGUCAAAGGUAGAGGCCCUGAGGAAGGAUCGCAGGAAGAAGCUGACUUCAUCCAAGUUCGUUGGUGGGGCGGAGAACACGGCACACCCUCGCGUUGCUGCCCCUGAGCUGAGACCAGAGUUUGAACUGGGCCCUUGCCGUAGACAGAUGGAGGCAUCGCUGCAGGAGCUCAAAUCAAGCCAGCGCAUGAUCCCCCGUGCUGUCCACCUUCCCAACUGUGACAGGAAAGGCUUCUACAAGAGGAAACAGUGCAAGCCAUCUCGAGGCCGAAAACGUGGACUGUGUUGGUGCGUGGAUAAGUACGGACUGAAGCUGCCGGGGACGGAUUACGUAGCCGGAGACCUCCAGUGUCACAACUUUGACAGUGGCAACACUGAGUGAAUUAUCCCUCUUUGCCUCUCCCUGCCAGAGCCCUUUCCCCCACCCACCCACCCAUUACCCACCCACACCUCACGACGUGCCCAGGAGACUGAUUCCUUUCAUCUCAUUUUUAAGAAACUGAGGACCUCGGAAUCUACGGUUAUUAUCAUCAACUUCUCUCAAUGGCAACGGCAGAGACUAAAGAAGAAAAGGCAACACUUUGAAGCCAAAUAAAUGGAUAAAUAGAAAAGGAAGGAAGGAAGGAAGGAGGCAGAAGAUGAAGGUGACAAGGCAGCCACCACCUCCCUUGGGACAUGGCCAUAAGAUAACUCUGUAGGCCGCAAUGCUUGAAAGUAACGUCACCCAGCCGCCCCGUCAGCACCAAUGUAGGAAGCUCUCAGAAGCACUUGAAUUUCGUUUUCGUUUUCUUCCCCUCCCCCUUUUUUACUAUGGUGGGUUUGAAACCUUAAGAUUUUGGGGAGUGCUUAGUUUAACCAGCAGAAUCCUAGGACAAGCAGGCCACUCACUAUUUCAAUCAACACACACACACACAUAUAUAUAUUCUGUCAAGGUUCUUUUUUCAAUUUUGUCAUUUCUCUACUCCUUCCCCCAGGGCUAAGGUUUUAUUUGCUCUCCCUCUCCCUUAUUUUCUUUUCAAAUAAAAAUCAAAUGGAUCAGAGAACAUCAGAACCUACAGCAGGGUGAAGUGAAGCUAUUGGUUAAAAAUCAAAAUUCUUCAGCUCCUGCUGGGACUGUUUCCCUGGGCAGUUAAGUAAGAGGUUUGACCUGACUAUUUGAGGUGUCAUUGUCCAUCUCUCUCCUGUGUAAAUACAGCUGUGGUGCACAUGUUU
Lacerta agilis (Sand lizard) is the source of this 1756-nucleotide messenger RNA. It is a transcript of the gene IGFBP5, whose product is annotated as insulin like growth factor binding protein 5. Gene Ontology annotation, cellular component: extracellular region. The transcript is spliced from 4 exons. NCBI's taxonomy places the organism in Eukaryota, Metazoa, Chordata, Lepidosauria, Squamata, Lacertidae. The record is from RefSeq and is a predicted model, not a curated record. Gene Ontology annotation, molecular function: fibronectin binding; insulin-like growth factor II binding; insulin-like growth factor I binding. The coding region runs from base 93 to 926 and encodes 277 amino acids. Gene Ontology annotation, biological process: regulation of insulin-like growth factor receptor signaling pathway.